UUCUGACCACCUGACAUGCUAUAUUUUACUUAUAUAGUUACAGAUUAUCUGUCUGUCUGUCUCCUCCACUAGGAUGCCAGUUUCAAGAUAUGUGUCUGUUUUGUUCACUGCUGUGAACAGUACCUGGUAUACAGUAAGCUCAAUAAGUGUUUACUGAGUGACUGAAAAGUGAACUUCUAUUCAUACCUCAAAACCCAGCUAAAAUGCCCCAUACUCCUUUGCCCUGCACAGUGCCCAGGGGGCCAACUGGAAUUGCCUUCACCUCUGGGGACCUCAGCUUCCCCAACCCCCAUUGACAUCUGUGAAUCUGAGAGGUUCUUUUUCUCACACCAGAUGAUAAAAAAAAAAAAAGCCGUAACAGUGGACAUUCAUUAAGCACUCGCUGUAUGCCAGUCACUGUGCGAUGCUCUUUCCUUUCAUCAGCUCAUUAAGUCCCUGUGAGAGCCCCGUGGGGUGAGGGAGAGGAGCAGCCAUGUUCCUGAGCCCGGGCGAGGGGCCCGCUGAGGGUGGGCGGCCAGGGCCUGGCGAGGAGGCCCCCAAGAAGAAGCACCGGAGGAACCGCACGACCUUCACCACGUACCAGCUGCACCAGCUGGAGCGGGCGUUCGAGACCUCCCACUACCCGGACGUUUACAGCCGCGAGGAGCUGGCCGCCAAGGUGCACCUGCCUGAGGUGCGAGUGCAGGUGUGGUUCCAGAACCGCCGGGCUAAGUGGCGCCGCCAGGAGCGUCUGGAGUCAGGCUCCGGGGCCGUGGCAGCCCCGAGGCUCCCCGAGGCCCCAGUACUGCCCUUUGCCUGCCCUCCCGCCAUGCCACUGCCCCUGGAGCCCUGGCUGGGCCCUGGGCCCCCAGCCGUGCCGGGACUCCCGUGCCUCCUGGGCCCGGGUCCGGGGCUGCAGGGGUCCUUCGGGCCCCACACCUUUGGUCCAGGCUUCACGGACGGUUUCACCCUGGAGGAGGCGUCCUUGCGGCUGCUGGCCAAGGAGCACGUGCAGGCUCUGGACAGGGCCUGGCCAUCGGCCUGAACCUGGUGCCUGCCCAGCCCUCCCUCCUCAGCCUGUCUGUGGCCACCCAUGCCAGGUCCCCCACCCCACCACCACCUCCUUACCCUGCCUUGCAGGGUAACUGGCACCCAGUUUCAAGAAGGAGGUGGCCAGAGGAUCCCCGGCCAGGGGGAUGGGUCCCUGGCCUGGUCUCAAGGGAGUGUGGGGCCUCAGUCUCCCCAUCUGUCAAGUGGGUGUGGGUGGGCUGGAUUCUGAGGUUCUUAGACUGCAAUCAGGAGCCACUGGGGUGUGAAUUCUGAGUUGAUGAGUCUAAGUCCCUCCGCCUGCCGCCCUCUCUCUAAGAAGUAACAAGUAACAGCAGUAGCAGUUCAUGUUCAACCCACCCCCUUUCACUGUGUGCUCCCCAUGUGCCCAUUGCUUUACCCCACGAGGUGGGCAUGGCCACCAGCCUCAUCUUUCAGGGGAGGAAACUGAGGCCCAGAGAGGGGAAGCCAGUUUCUUGAGGCCACACAGCCAGUAGGGGGCGGAGCUCUUUUUAAACUCAUUGCCUGACUCCAUCAGCCCAGGCCCCAUGCUGGACCCAGGCUGGGCGCUAACAAGGGGACUCUCUGCUGAGGCUGGGCGAAUACUGUCUGUCCCUGCUCCUCCCAGUUGCCACGGUGUGGCUUAUGUCCCCACUGGCCACAGCCCCCAUCGUGUCUCCCAGCCCACUGUGUGGGGGGGGGGGGGGGGGUCGGGGCCCUGGUGACAAGGCCAGCAUUUGUUCUGUCCAACCCAUGUCUCCCACGUGGCGGUCCUCACCUCCCUUCAGCCAGGGGAUACAGGGCAGGACCCGCCCAAGACUGUCCGGGUCUGGACUGGGUUGAGAACCGGGCUCCUGACCCUCACCCAGGCCUCUGUUGAAGAGUCGCAGAACAACCACCACAUCUGGAAGGGGUUCCGUGUGUGUAUAUAUAUAGUAACAGCUUUACUGAGGUAAGAUUUCCGUAAAGUUAAUCACACGUGCUUAAAGCAUACCACUUGGUAAGCCUUGACGUCUGUGUACACUCCUGGAAGCCUCGCCACGGUCACAUGACGUGCGCACCCCUUCAGCUGCUGCGUGCCUCCCCAGUCCUCUCCCACCCCGCCCGCCCCUCCCCACACGACCAUUCGUCUGCUUCUGUCACUGGACAUUCACUUGGGUUUCCUAAGGUUUUAUAGAAAGGAAACCACACAGGAUGUCUUCUUUACUAGGUUUUGUCUGGUUUCUUAUGCUGAGGACAAUUAUUUUGAGAGACGUCCAGGCGGACCCCCUUUUCUUGGUGAGCCCUAUUCCGUAGUAGGGGACACACGUCUGUUUAUUCACUCCUCUGGUUUGCUCUGGGGUGGGUUCCAGCUUGGGACGAUUAUGAAUUAAACUGCUGUGGACAUUUGUGUACAUGACCUACACCUUCAUCUUUCUUGGGGAAAUCCCUGUGUAUGGAUUUUAGCCGU
Molecule: messenger RNA, 2476 nt
Organism: Orcinus orca (killer whale)
Lineage: Eukaryota; Metazoa; Chordata; Mammalia; Artiodactyla; Delphinidae
Gene: RAX2
Product: retina and anterior neural fold homeobox 2
Exons: 3
Coding region: 473-1024 (183 amino acids)
Biological process (GO): positive regulation of transcription by RNA polymerase II
Molecular function (GO): DNA-binding transcription factor activity, RNA polymerase II-specific; RNA polymerase II cis-regulatory region sequence-specific DNA binding
Source: RefSeq, a predicted model, not a curated record